Hypanus sabinus (Atlantic stingray) is the source of this 2668-nucleotide messenger RNA. RefSeq names its product ubiquitin-associated and SH3 domain-containing protein A-like. The record is from RefSeq and is a predicted model, not a curated record. Gene Ontology annotation, biological process: negative regulation of T cell receptor signaling pathway. Gene Ontology annotation, molecular function: protein binding. Gene Ontology annotation, cellular component: cytoplasm. Lineage: Eukaryota; Metazoa; Chordata; Chondrichthyes; Myliobatiformes; Dasyatidae.
CAGUGAUGGGUUACAAGCUCACUCCCGGUGAAGGUUACUGUAGUAACUGAAGAACUACAUGGAUGUGGCAGACUAUUGAAGAGAUUCUUGCGCAUGAGAAUGACCCAACCCGCGAUGAUCCCAUUCCACAGGAGUAUGUGGUGUAUCUGUGUCCAUCGGGUCCACUGGCCAAGCUGACGGCAUUCUGGGAAGAGACUGAGAAACAGUGCGGCAGGAACCAAGCUCACGAGGUCUUCCCACACAUCAGCCUCUGCCAUUUCUUCACAUGUGAAGACAGCAAGCUGCAGAGGCUGUACAAAGCUCUGAAGAAGACUGGCGACAAGUUUGCAGAUGGAUUCCCCUCCUGCCUCACUCUGACUCUUCACACAAGCUCUCGCUACAUUGGAUACUUCCUGGACGAUGCAAGUACUGACGUCAUCAAGCAGUUUGCCCUGGCCUUCUGUGAGGCAGCAGCCAAACUGGCAGACUGUCAAGUGGAGGUCAGCAACAACCCCCUGCACCUCACCUUGUCUCAUCGCUUCCUUCCCCAGCACCAGCGCGAGCUGGAGGCCAAAGCUCGCAGGAUCAGUCUGGGGAUGAACUGCAAGUGGGAGGCGGUCCUGUACUCCCGGGACAUGCGCUUCGUGCACUACCAGGUUUUUCAGGCACUCUACCCAUACGAACCCCAGAAUGAAGAUGAGAUGAGGCUCAAUUCUGGCGACUACAUCUUCCAGCAUCCCUCUGAGCAGCAGGGAGUGAGUCACGGCUGGUUCUUUGGCACUUCACAACGCACAGGGUGCCGGGGACUGCUACCUGAGAACUACACGGAGAGAGCACCCGAGUCCAGCACCUGGGUCAGGCACAGGUCGUACACCUUCAGUCUGGCGCAAGUGGAUGCCAGUGGCAUCAACGGGAACUGCUCCCUGGGCCCAGAGACAGAGGCCAACCAAACACCCAACAGUAUCCACAGGCUCCUGGAGGAACAGCUGCUGGCGGCUGCCUCCUCCCGCCGAUGGCUGCUGUUCGUGCGGCACGGUGAGAGAGUUGACCUCGUGUUCGGCCGGGCCUGGAUGGAACAGUGUUUCAGUGUGGAAGGCAGAUACAUCCGGGCAGAUUUAAACUUUCCUUGCAGUGUACCACCCAGGGCAGGAGGCACCCGGAAUUAUGAACAUGAUGCCCCCCUGUCGUCUUGUGGCACCUUCCAAUCUCAGCUGAUGGGGGAGGCUCUGGCUGAGAGGGAAGUGCCGAUCCAGUACGUGUACAGCUCACCUGCCCUGCGUUGUGUACAGACAGCACAGCAUCUGUUGCAAGGUCUGCAGCCAAACCCCCAGCUGGAAAUCCGCGUAGAGCCGGGACUCUUCGAAUGGACCAAGUGGGAGGCAGCAAAAUCGAUCCCAAACUUCAUGUCAGUUGCAGAACUCAAGGCAGCCGGAUACUCGGUGGAUGGGAGUUACAGGGUACAUGUUCCAAUCACCAGCCUGGUUCCAUCAGAAACGUACGAAGACUAUGUAACUCGUUGCUCUACAGUCGUACAGGCCAUAGUAAACAGCUGCCCAGAAGGAGGAUGGAACAUUCUGCUGGUGGGCCACGCCUCCACACUGGAGUGCUGCUCAAGGAAGUUACUGGACCUGCCACUCAGGGAUGUCAAGGAAUACGCACAACUGAUCAGAAAAAUUCCUGCUCUGGGACUGUGCUGCUGUGAGAAAAUAAGAGAUUCAAAGUGGCGAAUGAUCGAGCCCCCCAUCAAGAAUAUGACUCAUGGACCCAACCCAGCAUUUAACUGGAGAGACACAUUUCUGCAGAAUUAGACAUUGCUUUGGAUCAGAUAUUCUUCAUUAUUAAAUAAAUGUUAAACAGUGAGCUAAAGGUCUUAGAGAUGUUCUGGUGUUAUGAGUGAUGAACAGACCUGAUGGUCAAUGGGGUGCAAAGUUAACCAUUCCCAACCCCCUCUCCUGAGAACUACGAACUAUUGCUGUUGUUAUGCUACUAUUGAGAGAGAGAGAGAGAGAGAUAAAGCCCAGACAAGAACAGUUGCUACAGAUAAGAGGGGGAGAGAGACUGUUGAUGUACUGCAUUAUGACUCUUCCUGGAUUAUUUACUUUCCACUACAAGGACUGCACUUUGCUUGUUAACAUUCCUCAGGAGCUAGCAGGAGUGGCCUGAUUUGAUGGACAUGGUCAUUCAGAGUUGAUGGAUAGCUGAAACCCAGUGAGUGGGGAUAAAAAGACAGGUCUGGAGAGACACCCUUCAGACACACCAGUGGACACUGAUUGAGUGUUGGGAACCCACAGAAAGGUGGGGGCUUCAAAGACCGAAUCAGGAGAUCGGUCAGUAAAGCUCAGUGUUACAGCAGGGCCAGUGGGGACUUGUAUGUGUGUCCAUUCAUGCCAGAGUGAUGAGUCCACCACAGAAGAACUGUCUAGCUGAAGACCAGAGGGGUCAUAACUGAAUGGCCACAACGAUACGACGGAUUAAGAAAGCAAAGGAAGGUUUGGCUGCUGUUGCUGUUACAUCUCGCUCACUCUCUCUCUCUCUCUCUCUCUCCAACGAUUUCAAUGCAACAACCAUAACUACUUCAGCAUUUAUGAACUGAACUCUAUACUUUCCUAUGACAAUUCAUUUACCCCUAGACAUCAAUAGAGCUUGUUUAUUAUUGAUUAUUAUUAUUCCUACACUUUUAGGUUUAUUA